Messenger RNA from Perca flavescens (yellow perch), 3480 nucleotides. RefSeq names its product collagen, type IX, alpha 1b (gene col9a1b). The transcript is spliced from 36 exons. Gene Ontology annotation, cellular component: collagen type IX trimer. Gene Ontology annotation, biological process: extracellular matrix organization. NCBI's taxonomy places the organism in Eukaryota, Metazoa, Chordata, Actinopteri, Perciformes, Percidae. Gene Ontology annotation, molecular function: extracellular matrix structural constituent conferring tensile strength. The coding region runs from base 1 to 2640 and encodes 879 amino acids. The record is from RefSeq and is a predicted model, not a curated record.
AUGUGCCCUCAGAUCAGCAUUGGGGAGGAUCAUUUCCCAGGGUUUUAUAUUAUGUCACAGUUCCACAUUGCUGAGCUGGCAAAAAGGGGCACUGUUAAAAAGGUUACAGGAUCAUCUCCUGAGCAUGUUGCUUAUCAAAUAGGCCCAGCAUUCAACUUCAGGAUCAACACAAGAUCAGCUUAUCCCCUGGGACUGCCGGAGGAGUUUGCAUUUGUGGCAGUGCUGCGCAUGAGUGGCAGCACCAUCAAUAAAAACUGGAAUAUCUGGCAAAUGCAGGACGUGAAUGGCAACGAGCAGCUGGCCGUCAGGCUCAAUGGGGAGUCUCAGUCUGUGGAGUUUACCUUCACAGCGCUGGAAACCGGGAGGCAGACUGUUGCUUUCAGCCCCCUGACUUUUCUUUUCAAUGAUCAGUGGCACAAAGUCCUGCUACACGUCAACAGGCGCUCAGUUAGCCUUUUCGUGGACUGUGUCAUGAUCGGUUCCCUGAAUAUACCACCUCGACAAAAACACAAUCUGGAUGGAUUCACGUUGAUAGGAAAGCUCAAAGACAACCCGGUGGUGGCAAUUCCGUUUGAACUCCAGUCAAUGCUGAUUCACUGCGACGUGACGAGAGCACGAACAGAUACUUGUUAUGACCUCCCAGCCACGACAUCGACUGAUGUAACAGAGGUGCAGAGGAGCCAAGGACCUCCUGGCCCUCCUGGACCUGCAGGUGUCCCAGGAAUUGAUGGCAUUGCUGGGGAAAGGGGAGCAGAUGGCGAGGAUGGACUUCCUGGACCUGAUGGAGACGCAGGUAAACCCGGCUCUUCAGGAUUACCUGGAAUUCCUGGAAAUGAUGGUUUGACCGGCCCUAUUGGAGAUCCAGGGCCCGACGGCCCCAACGGACAGAAAGGUGAACCUGGAACAUCUGGACCUCGUGGAACAGCUGGUGUUGGGCCAGAUGGACCCCCCGGACCACCCGGGCCUGGAGGACUUCUGGGUGAAGGGGGAAAAGUUGGACCAAUUGGGUCCAUGGGUGUGAGAGGGCCACAGGGACCUGCUGGACCUACGGGGCCCAGAGGUGCAUCUGGAAUGCAAGGCAGUGGCGACCUGUGUCCAAACUCUUGUCCACCUGGGACCUCUGGACAUCCUGGCCUUCCUGGCAUGAAGGGCCACAAAGGUGUAAAAGGUGAAGCCGGAGAACCUGGGAAACAAGGGCACAAGGGUGAGGAGGGGGACCAGGGAGGUCCAGGGGAGGUCGGAUCCCAAGGACCAGUGGGUCCUCAGGGAAUUCGUGGAGCCAUGGGAAUGAUGGGCCGCAAGGGAGACAUGGGAGCUCGAGGUCUUGAUGGAGUUCCAGGUCCCCAGGGUGUUUCAGGGGCAACUGGGGAUCAAGGCCAGAGAGGCGUGAUGGGCGAGCUUGGGCGUAAAGGUGAAACGGGUAUUCAAGGGCUGAGAGGAAUCACAGGUCUUCCAGGUCCCAAGGGAGAGGCUGGCUUGCCGGGUGUGGACGGUCGCGAGGGUAUUCCUGGGAUGCCUGGAGCAAAGGGAGGCAUUGGGAAGGCAGGCGUUCCUGGAGAGGUCGGACUUCAGGGGCUUCCUGGUUUGCCCGGUGUACCUGGACCAAAAGGCUUGAGUGGCCCUAAGGGAGACGCUGGUCAAGCAGGCCUGCCUGGAACAAUGGGACCCGCUGGCAAAGCAGGCGAACGCGGAGAUCAGGGAGAGUUGGGACCUGUUGGACCUAUUGGUGAACCUGGAGCUAUAGGAGAACAAGGCCCCGUAGGUUCAGCCGGCAAGCCAGGUGCCAGAGGACCCAAAGGUGACCCCGGCCUUCAUGGUCUCCCUGGUCCUCCUGGCCUUCCCGGGGUGAAGGGAGAGAGGGGGGAACGUGGAGAAGGAGGACCCAAAGGAGAGCAGGGAUCACAAGGUGAUGAGGGAGACGCUGGAGACAAAGGGGAUAUUGGUGAGUCAGGAGAAUCAGGACCUAAAGGAGAGGUUGGUAACCCCGGCGAGCCUGGCCAAAGAGGUCCCGAGGGAAGUCGAGGCCAGCCUGGAAUCGAGGGGCCGUCUGGCACACCUGGCCCGCGGGGCAUGCAGGGAAACAGGGGUCCACCUGGAGUCAGAGGGUCCCAGGGCCCUGCGGGUAAAGAGCCAAGUGAUCAGCACAUCAAACAAGUUUGCAUGCGAGUAAUGCAAGAACAGCUGGCUCAGCUAGCUGCUAGUUUAAGGAGGCCAGAGUCUGGAGUAGUUGGUUUACCUGGAAAACCUGGACCUCCAGGGCAACCUGGGUCUCCAGGAGACAAUGGCUUCCCUGGGCAGAGUGGAGCAAGAGGCCUUCCAGGACUCAAAGGGCCAUCGGGAAUUAUUGGAGUGAAAGGACCCAAAGGUGAAAUGGGAGACCGAGGCUCCAGAGGGCCCACUGUGCGCGGACCUAAAGGUCAGCCAGGACCUCCUGGACUUCCUGGUGAGCCAGGCAAACCCGGCUACGGUCAGGAUGGUCGGGACGGGCAGAGGGGACCUCCUGGUGUUCCUGGACAGCCCGGUGUACCUGGGCCUCCUGGUGCAGCUGGUCCCAAUGGUUACUGCGACCCGUCAGCCUGCAACCUCCAGGCCGGGGCCGCCCACCAGUCUCUGGAUGUGAAGGGACCUGCAGGGAACUAAGAGCCACUCUGGCACAGACAGAAAGACUGUUGGAUUGGCUCCCCUGAGCACACAACAUUUUUCACACUUUCUUCCCAGGGGCUGGUGAUGGUGUAGUGCCUUCCAUCCAUUCACCUCUAGUCCUGUGAGCAUGUUUUGUGCCAGCCACAUCUCAAUCAGAAGGAGCCAGCCUCUUCAUGGAAAAAAAAACAACACAUUUGUUUUUUGUGUGCUACAAAAAUCUAGCUCGUUCUGGUGUUUUUCAACCUAAGAGAUAUUUUGAUAUUUUCAGGAAGGUGUGCUCACAUUUCUGAGACGAUAUGAAAAUGAACAUAAGUGUAUGUUUAUCCCACUCUCCUUGUACCUCUGCCUGCAUUUUCUUUUCUUGUUCACCAGUAUUUUCUUAAAUAAAAGCUCCUCGACUUUCUCACAGAACAUUUCAAAUAUCCACUCAAAGCAAAUCAGGAUCAGGAUUGUGUUUGGUUUAAGUGCCUUUUUUUCAAUUAUGUUGUUCUGUAUGGGCUAAUGUACCAAAGAUACACCUCGUGAAAGCCCUCUUUUUUAAUAUAAAGUCCUACAUGUCUGACUGUCUUUUCAGCCCCGCUGUUCAAAAUAAAAAGGAGAGAGGAUGAAAAUGUCAUCAAGUCGCACUGACUUCACUUUGUUGAAAAUGUUGUAAAUCUGUAAAAAAAAAAAGAUUGUUUGACUUGUGUGGUUAAUUAUAUUUCCUACAAAACAACCUGAUGUGAGAUUUUGCCUCAUUGUACAUAAUGACAACAGAUGACAGUCGUGCAUAUAUGGAAAUAUAUGUUAGGGAUGAGGGAGACCCUCAUUAUUGUUACAAAUAAAGAAAACAACACA